AUGGAGGUGUUCUCACCAUUCCGGAUUGCUGCUGCCAUUUGUCGUCUAGGCAUGACCACGGCUGGUUCCUUUGAUUUGUUGAGCGAUUGCGACCUUUUGUCCACUGCUGGCAGGCAGGAGGUCUUGAAAACUUUGAUGUCCAAACGCCCGCUGAUGCUAAUGUGCUCACCGCCGUGCACGAUGUACAGCGAGUUGAUGCGUUUGUGGAACGCAAAGAAGAUGAACCCUCAAGUUAAGGCUCUUCGGGAAAAAGAUGCCUAUCUGAUGGUUUGCUUUUCCAUGGAGCUUUGCCGGCUUCAAGAUGAUGCUGGACGUUUCUAUUGCUACGAGCACCCGUACAAAGCAGCUUCGUGGAAACUCGACAUUGCUCAGCAAAUGGCGAUGCGUUCUUCAACUCAAUUCCUGGACUGGGACCAAUGUAGAGUUGGCCUUUGUGCACCGGGGUCGACACCGGAUGAGCAUCCCAUUCGGAAAAGAACCAAGUUCAUGACCAACAGCCACCAUAUUCAGUCAAUCUUUCAAGGGCUGCAAUGCGAAUGCCAAGUGGAGCAUUUUCAUGUGCAGGGAAGCUACAAUGGCGUAUCUGUCUCCAAGCAUUGCCAGAUCUACCCCCCGGACUUCUGCAUGAAAGUUGCAGAGGCUACCAAGCUCCAUGUUGAAGAACUGUAG
Durusdinium trenchii is the source of this 669-nucleotide messenger RNA. The record is from the annotation of a GenBank genome assembly. NCBI's taxonomy places the organism in Eukaryota, Dinophyceae, Suessiales, Symbiodiniaceae.